GCCAACUCUCCGAGUUGAGUUCUUCUGUGACAGAAUUCUACAGUCAAACUUUUACCCGUGGUAGAAUUUCAGCGAUUUGGGCAGCGGUGCUGCAGUGUCACCGUGGCCAGUUUUGACAAUGUCUCGCCAGAUAGUGACUAUUCAGGCGGGCCAAUGCGGCAAUCAGAUUGGAUUCGAGUUCUGGAAGAAGCUAUGUCAAGAGCACGGAAUCUCGCCACAGGGUAUCGCCUUGAACCCAGAUGAUAACAUCGGAGACUGCAAGGACGUCUUUUUCUAUCAAGCAGAUGAUAACCACUACAUUCCCAGGUCGGUACUUAUUGACCUGGAGCCACGUGUGAUCAAUACGAUUUUGAAUUCAGAGUACGAGCGAUUGUACAAUCGUGAGAAUAUUUAUGUCAGUAAAGACGGAGGUGGUGCCGGUAAUAAUUGGGCUUCCGGCUACAGCCAAGGAAACAAACUAAGCGAUGAGAUCGUCGAUAUUCUUGAGCGCGAAACGGAAAAUGUCGACUCACUAGAUGCGUUCGUUCUUUGCCAUUCCAUCGCUGGAGGUACGGGCUCCGGCAUGGGGAGCUACCUUAUCGAGCAGGUUAAAAAUCGCUUUCCCAAGAAACUCAUUCAGACUUAUUCAGUGUUUCCCAAUCAGGACGACAGCGCUGACGUUGUCGUUCAACCGUAUAACUCGAUGCUCACACUCCGGAGACUGAUUGAGUUCGCCGAUUGUUGUAUCGUCCUUGAUAAUACAGCGCUCAACAGAAUUGCUUGCGAAAGAUUGCAUAUCCAAAAUCCGUCGUUUGCGCAAGUCAACAAUAUGGUCUCCAAUAUUAUGUCCCUGUCCACAGCUACUAUGCGCUUCCCUGCAGCGUUAUAUACUGAUAUUAAAUCACUGCUUUUCCCCCUCAUUCCUGUGCAAAGUCUUCAUUUUUUAAUGACAGGUUUUACUCCACUGAUGAUCAAUGAUCAGGAACAAGCAGUUCAACGCACAACGGUGCUCGAUGUGAUGCGGCGACUUUUGCAACAAAAGAACAUGAUGGUUUCAACUAACUUCAAUGUGAAUCAACACUGUUACGUCAAUCUAUUGAAUAUUAUUCAAGGCGACGUUGAUACAUCUGACCUCCACUCAUCACUCACGCGUCUUCGGGACCGUCGCUAUGCAACGUUUAUUCCCUGGUCACCAGCUGGAAUCCGGGUGUGCUUAGCUCGUCGUUCGCCCUACGUCAAGACACCCUUCCGUGUUUCGGGUUUAAUGUUGGCCAAUCACACAUCGAUAUCGACACUCUUCCAAAAGACAUUACAGACUUAUGAGAAGUUAAUGAAACGUGGCGCGUUCAUUGAGCAAUUUAGGAAGGAAGCGGGCAACGUAGAUGUUAUUGCAGAAUUUGGCGCCGCCAGAGAGGCUGUUAUGAGUGCCAUUGAAGAUCACACUGCAGCAACCCAAAGGGAUUUUAACGAGCAUUACAGGAAGAAGUGUAUGGGUCGGCAAGAAUAGAAAAUACCAUAUAAAGAAUGCCACUAAUUCUAAUUCUGAAGAGAUAAACUAACUGGAAAGCAGCUCGUGAAAACUAAAUGGUGUUUUCUCUUUUUGUUUAACUUAUUUUUCAAUAAAAUAUUACUAAUGUACAUAUUAUUCAAUAAUAAAGGGUAUUGACUAUGGGCUGUAGUGAACGUAA
Molecule: messenger RNA, 1667 nt
Organism: Varroa destructor (honeybee mite)
Lineage: Eukaryota; Metazoa; Arthropoda; Arachnida; Mesostigmata; Varroidae
Product: tubulin gamma-1 chain-like
Biological process (GO): microtubule nucleation; cytoplasmic microtubule organization
Cellular component (GO): microtubule; gamma-tubulin complex
Molecular function (GO): GTP binding
Source: RefSeq, a predicted model, not a curated record